Messenger RNA from Pieris napi, 2078 nucleotides. Its product is annotated as zinc finger protein 846-like. Bases 129 to 1700 code for a protein of 523 amino acids. NCBI's taxonomy places the organism in Eukaryota, Metazoa, Arthropoda, Insecta, Lepidoptera, Pieridae. The transcript has a single exon. Gene Ontology annotation, molecular function: zinc ion binding. The record is from RefSeq and is a predicted model, not a curated record. Gene Ontology annotation, cellular component: nucleus.
AUAUUUCUUGUAGAUGGUCACCCACAUUUUAAGUAAAUCUUGAAAAUAGAUCAUUUUAAUAUCGGUGUUAUUUGUUUAAAAAUACGGAAUUAAUUGUAAAAUGAUCUUACAAAAUUAAAUUAAUAGAUAUGAGUGAAGAAGAGGAUUAUUAUUGUCGACUUUGCGCUGAGCCCACUCCAAAAGCCCAGUUAAUAUCGCCUGAUGAAGAUGUUGCAAUUAGUUCAAAGGUGGCCACCAAAUUACUAUGGAUAAACAUUGAUAUAUCUUCAUCCAGCACCCUUCCAAAUACAAUAUGCUUCUCUUGUUUCGAUCUGUUGGAAAGAACAUGGUCGUUUCUACAUAAUACACGUUCUGCACAGGAAAAACUGCACAGUAUUUUUCAAUCACAACAAGACACAAACAAACAGGAAUCUAACUUAAAAAAUGUGGAAAACACUUGUAAUACCAUUGGUAAACCAGUUGAUCAGAGUUGGGAGAAGUUCCAAGACCUUAAGACAGAAAUAAAAGUCGAACGCGAAGAAUUCACGGAAUAUGUUAAAUCCGAAGAUGACAGUGAUCCUGAUUUUACAGUAGUUCGUGAUUUUAGUAUUCAUAGCGGGAAUACUUCCGACAGUGACAUGCCAUUACUUGUAUCAAGAAGGAAAAAACAAAAGCGUAUCUGUAAGAAAGAUAUUAAUAGCUCUAUAAAGAAAGAGCUACCAAUAGAUCCCCUACCUGACACAAUAACUUGGGAUAAGCAGAUGUGUAGAUGUGCAAAAUGUGAUGCUCAGUGUGAAAAUAUAGCCUCACUUCAACUCCACUCUCAACAAAUACAUAAUCGCUGCUGUGUUUUCAAAUGCCUUGACUGUAAUAAAAUUGUUCAUUCAUUUAAGACUUUUAUAAAACAUGUACGAACACAUAAAGAGUUCCUUAGAUAUUGUUGUGAGUUUUGUAACAGCUUGUUUACUUUAACAUCUGAUUUAAAAAUACACAAAACUAAAGUGCAUGCUGGAAUAUUUGUCAAAAAAUGUAGGAAUUGUGGUUCAGAGUUUGAUUCUCCAGAGCAAUUACAAGAACACAAGUUACUCUACAAUCAGCGUCAUAAAAGACUGUCAUCUACUCAAGGAGAGCCUGUGUUUGAUCUCAAGUGUAAAGAUUGUAAUAAGGAAUUCAAAUCUCGGAGUAAUUUGCAACAACAUCGUCAAGUACAUAAAGAACGUACCAGGGAUUUCUCAUGUCAUAUUUGUGGUAAAAUGUUUUUCACUAAAGGUACUCUAGGCACUCAUAUGAUGACACAUGAAGAUACAAAACCUUACAAAUGUCCAUACUGUCCACUAGCAUUUAAAGCAAGAGGAAACCUGACGUCUCACAUAAGCUGUCAUUCUGGAGUGAAACCGUUUGUGUGUGAACAAUGUGGUAAAAGUUUUAGAGUUAAGAGGCAUCUAAAAUCACACUCAAUUAUUCAUACAGAUCUUAUGCCAUAUGUAUGUGAAUAUUGUGAUAAAACAUUCCGGUUUAAAACACGACUUAACCUGCAUAUACGACAGCACACAGGAGCUAAGCCAUACAAGUGUUUGUACUGUCAGCGUGAUUUCACAAAUGGAUCUAACUUCAAAAAACAUAUGAAAAGAAGACAUGGUAUUGAUACAUCCAAAAAAGCAUAUCAAAAUAUGGAAAUGGAUGAUGCACAGCUUAACAGUGAGAAUGAGAAAGUACUGUAGGGUAAAAAAAUAAAAGUUUUGCAUUUUGUUUGUCAUCAUUGCUGUGUAUUGAUGUAAUGAGGUAUAUUACUUACAGCUGCCAAUUUCAGGUCCAUAUCAUAUUGAUAGAAAAUCUGUGUUUUGUGACUCAAUUGUACUAUGCACAAAUAUUUGACUUUACUUAUUGUUAUACUAUAUUGUAAAAUAUAAAUGUUUUAAAACAUAUAAACUAAACAAUUCACACCCACCUUUGAGAUACAUUUUAACCUUUGUUAGAAGACAACAUCAAUAAAUAUGUAUUACUAUUGUGAUGAAUAUAUAAGUUGAUAUAAAAAUACUUUUAUGUAGCAAAAAUGUACAUUUUAUAAUUUUAGCUAUAGUAAAUAUUUUUAAACCAAA